Messenger RNA from Heterostelium album PN500, 1677 nucleotides. RefSeq lists its product as uncharacterized. Gene Ontology annotation, biological process: protein phosphorylation. NCBI's taxonomy places the organism in Eukaryota, Evosea, Eumycetozoa, Acytosteliales, Acytosteliaceae. Gene Ontology annotation, molecular function: ATP binding; protein serine/threonine kinase activity. The record is from RefSeq and is a predicted model, not a curated record. Gene Ontology annotation, cellular component: cytoplasm. Bases 1 to 1677 code for a protein of 558 amino acids. The transcript has 4 exons.
AUGAUUACAAAUACAAAUAUAAUCGAGAAAACAGAUAGAUUAAUCAAUGGAAAGAAUGUAUUGAAAUUUAGAAGUGUGCGAUCUAAUUUUUAUGGACAUUAUGAUGAUCUAAUAGUUUUAGUUCAUAAUCAUUUGAAAGAUAAAGAUAAUGAACAACACACAAAUAUCAUAUUAAUCAGAAAUAGUAAAUCUAAUGAUGAGAUAGUAGUACCAGAUACAGUCGAUACUCAAUAUCAAUUAAUAUUAAUAGAUUCAUAUUCACUCUUAUAUCUAUCGAUACUUUUAAACAAAUCAGAAUCAUACACAAUCAAUAUUCAAAAAAGUCAAUUCCAACUCAUGUUAAACUAUUUCAAAAUCAAAGACACGUUUGACUAUUUCAAACAAACACACAUCAUUAAUAACGAACGAUAUCAUUUAAUAUCAAGAUUUCCAAACAGUAAUAAUAUCAAUGAUGUAUAUAUAGUGGGUGGUCCUCAUAAUGCUUUAGUUAAAAGAUUGGUAAGAUCAUUUUUCAAAGUAAUUAAUCAAUUGACAAUCAUAAAACUAACAAAAUCAAUUCAAAAGUAUGUUUAUAAAAAGAUAAACUAUAAAGAUAAUCAGAAAUCUUAUGAAAGAGCUGAGAAUGAAAUCAAAUCAAUGGAAUUACUCAAAGGUAAUCGAAGAUUUGUUCAACUUGUUGACUAUCAUCAUGAUAAACACAAUCAAAUCUUUCAUAUUAUCACUGAUUAUUGUAAAGGUGGUGAUCUUGAUCAAAAGUAUAAACAUUUUACUGAUCAUAAUCUGAUCUUUAAAGAAUCAGAUAUUAGCGAAUAUAUUCGACAACUUUUCAAUAUUCUUUUGGAUCUUGAUAAACAUGGAAUUGUUCAUUGUGAUAUCAAACCAUCAAACAUAUUCAUUGAUAAUGAUGGUACUUUGAUUCUUGGUGAUUUUGGAUGUUGUAAAUUCAUUGGUCAAUCAACAAUCACUGAAUAUCAAGAUUCAAAUGUAUUUUUGGAUGUUGUAAAUUCAUUGGUCAAUCAACAAUCAUUGAAUAUCAAAAACCUAUUUUUCAAGGCACCUGUUGUCAUAACAAGUGUUUCAAAUUCGAAAGAAAUAUCAGAUCCAACUAUUUUUGAAAUGUAUUCAAACACACUUAUAAAUGCAACUCGUGGAACAAUUGGUUAUAUUUCACCAGAAGCAAUGAAACGACAAUAUGCACAAUCAUGUGACAUCUUUUCAAUUGGAUCAACAAUUCUCAAAUUAUUAUGUUGUCAUCAAGAUGAUCAAAAAAAUCAUGAAUUAUUCAAAACUACUGGUGAAAUUAUCAUUUCAGAAUCCAUAUAUUCAAAACAAUUGAUUGAAUUUAUUCAUCAAUUGUUGGAUCAGAGUCCAAAGAAUAGAGAAUCAUUGAAUCAAUUAUUAAACCAAUAUAUUGAAACCAACACCAAUCAACAUUCAAUUUCGUUCAAUUUAAAUACUACAUUCAAAAAUAGAUCCGUCAAUAUCACUAAAAUCAAAUUUGGUCAUGAAUUUAAUCAACCUUUGGAAUCUAAUUCACUCCCUCCAAAUCUGACAUCAUUAUCAUUUGGAUCUAAAUUCAAUCAAAUAUUAUCAGUCUGUGUGCUACCUGAAUCACUGAAAUCAUUAUCAUUUGGAUCUAAAUUCAAUCAAAAUAUUAUCAGUUGGUGUGUUACCUGA